This is a messenger RNA of Lepus europaeus (European hare), 1506 nucleotides long. RefSeq names its product forkhead box G1 (gene FOXG1). Gene Ontology annotation, biological process: regulation of transcription by RNA polymerase II. Gene Ontology annotation, cellular component: nucleus. Gene Ontology annotation, molecular function: DNA-binding transcription factor activity; sequence-specific double-stranded DNA binding. The record is from RefSeq and is a predicted model, not a curated record. Lineage: Eukaryota; Metazoa; Chordata; Mammalia; Lagomorpha; Leporidae. The transcript has a single exon. Bases 1 to 1506 code for a protein of 501 amino acids.
AUGCUGGACAUGGGAGAUAGGAAAGAGGUGAAAAUGAUCCCCAAGUCCUCGUUCAGCAUCAACAGCCUGGUGCCCGAGGCCGUCCAGAACGACAACCACCACGCGAGCCACGGCCACCACAACAGCCACCACCCCCAGCACCAUCACCACCACCACCACCACCACCACCACCCGCCGCCGCCCGCCCCGCAACCGCCGCCGCCGCCCCAGCAGCAGCCGCCGCCGCCGCCGCCGCCGCCCCCGGCCCCGCAGGCCCCCCAGGCGCGGGGCGCCCCGGCCGCCGCCUCCGCCGCCGCCGCCGACGACGACAAGGGCCCCCAGCAGCUGCUGCUCCCGCCGCCGCCGCCGCCGCCGCCGCCGCCGCCCCCGUCGGCCGCCGCCCUGGACGGGGCCAAGGCGGACGGGCUGGGCGGCAAGGGCGAGCCGGGUGGCGGGCCCGGGGAGCUGGCGCCCGUCGGGCCGGACGAGAAGGAGAAGGGCGCCGGCGCCGGGGGGGAGGAGAAGAAGGGGGCGGGCGAGGGCGGCAAGGACGGGGAGGGGGGCAAGGAGGGCGAGAAGAAGAACGGCAAGUACGAGAAGCCGCCGUUCAGCUACAACGCGCUCAUCAUGAUGGCCAUCCGGCAGAGCCCCGAGAAGCGGCUCACGCUCAACGGCAUCUACGAGUUCAUCAUGAAGAACUUCCCCUACUACCGCGAGAACAAGCAGGGCUGGCAGAACUCCAUCCGCCACAACCUGUCCCUCAACAAGUGCUUCGUGAAGGUGCCGCGCCACUACGACGACCCGGGCAAGGGCAACUACUGGAUGCUGGACCCGUCGAGCGACGACGUGUUCAUCGGCGGCACCACGGGCAAGCUGCGGCGCCGCUCCACCACGUCGCGGGCCAAGCUGGCCUUCAAGCGCGGGGCGCGCCUCACCUCCACCGGCCUCACCUUCAUGGACCGCGCCGGCUCCCUCUACUGGCCCAUGUCGCCCUUCCUGUCCCUGCACCACCCCCGCGCCUCCAGCACUUUGAGUUACAACGGCACCACGUCGGCCUACCCCAGCCACCCCAUGCCCUACAGCUCCGUGUUGACUCAGAACUCGCUGGGCAACAACCACUCGUUCUCCACAGCCAACGGCCUGAGCGUGGACCGGCUGGUCAACGGGGAGAUCCCGUACGCCACACACCACCUCACCGCCGCCGCGCUGGCCGCCUCGGUGCCCUGCGGCCUGUCGGUGCCCUGCUCGGGGACCUACUCCCUCAACCCCUGCUCCGUCAACCUGCUGGCGGGCCAGACCAGUUACUUUUUCCCCCACGUCCCGCACCCGUCAAUGACUUCGCAGAGCAGCACGUCCAUGAGCGCCCGGGCCGCGUCCUCCUCCACGUCGCCGCAGGCCCCCUCGACCCUGCCCUGUGAGUCUUUAAGACCCUCUUUGCCAAGUUUUACGACGGGACUGUCCGGGGGACUGUCUGAUUAUUUCACACAUCAAAAUCAGGGGUCUUCCUCCAACCCUUUAAUACAUUAA